UUCCACUCUGCCGGAAAUUCAAGAAGAAGACGGACAAAGAGAAAAAAGAGGGGGGGAAGAAAUGCAACGAACCAACCAGUCAUUCCCCUGCUGUUUUUAAACAUGCCAGCAGAUAUCGAGACCGUGAAUGGUUUGGUGUUUUUACUGUCGUUGUGACCUUUUCUGCUAUUUCACCAGAGCUCUGGUGAUUAUGUCAUGACGACCGGAUUAAUGUACGGUGUAACCGGAUGCCUCGUAUGAACCGAACGGCCGUGUUAUCACUGCUGAUCGUCAUCAGCUCCGUGUUCCUACUAUUUCAGCUGUAUUACUAUCGGAAGUACGUAAGCAAGCCUGGCCCUCACAUCCUGAGCCAAACAGGUCACCUGACCACCAGUGACCUCCAGUGGCAGACGGUCAGGCUGUUUCUUGUGUUAGCACAUCGCUUCCACCUACCAGUGUUCCUUGUAGACACUACUGCCCUCAGGCUCCUCGCCCAUGAUGCCUCGUGGCAGCGUGAGCUGCACUGUAGCUUUCUGUGCACAGACCGACCAGUCAUGUCUUUCGCUCUGUUUGCCAAUAUGUGGAAAUUUGACAGGUGUCAUUUUUGCGAUCAGCCUGCCUUUCUGUCAGCUGCCAAGCACAAAGGGUUUGAUGUGCUGGAGCUGAGAGGACAUGACCCACGCCUGGCCAGUCUGGACACUCUGUCAGGGGAGGACAUCCCCCUGUACUUCUUACUCCGCCUCCAUGGUUUCAUCAUCCAGGUGGUGUUUCUGUACGAGCGCAGUGGGAAUUAUUUGUGGCACGGCCCAUUACGCCUCAAAGCAAAAAUGGACCUUAGCUUUGCACCGUUUAAGCAACUUGACUAUGGACGUCACGCUGGAGCCUACAACAGGCCAGACCUGGUUCUGACUGUGCUUGACGGCCUUGAUGUUCGAGUUCCUCGCAAUGUUUCACGCUUCCUCUAUGAGCAACAACACUCGCGCUUUCUGGAGUGCCGUUACCAUGACGCCCGCAGCUUUCUGCAGCUAUAUCCAGACGAUACGUCUCCAGCAGCUGUGGAUUUUCAUAGGAAAGCCAAGGCGUUGCUUCAUUUGGCCGCUCAAACACUCGCUGUGCUCGAUGUCCCGUUCUGGCUCAGCAGCGGCACUUGUUUAGGCUGGUUCAGGCAGUGCAACAUCAUCUCAUACAGCCAUGACGUGGAUAUUGGGAUUUUCAUUACAGAUUAUAGACCGGACAUCGUCACAGCAUUUGCUGCUGCUGGCCUGUCACUCAAACACAAAUUUGGAAAGGUGGAGGACAGUCUGGAGCUGUCGUUUCUGAGUGAUGAUGUCAAACUGGACAUUUUCUUUUUCUACGAAGACGGAGAUAUUGUCUGGAAUGGAGGGACACAGGCUAAGAGUGGCAGGAAGUUCAAGCGCGUCUUCAUGUCUUUAUUCAUCAGAUACAUAUUCCAACGGUUUUCACUCUGCUGGGCAGAGCUUCUCGAGCUGAAGGUUCGCGUUCCAUGUGAAACACUCGACUACAUCACAGCAAACUACGGCACCUCCUGGAGUGUCCCAGUAAUGUUGUGGGACUGGAAGUCGUCGCCAAGCAAUGUGCAGCGAAAUGGCUUGUGGCCUAAACAUCAGUGGGCAGACCUUAUUCAAGUUUACUAAACUGGAAAAGGUUAAAAGUCCAGCUGAUUGUGUUUAUGUCUGGAAACAACCUCAAGGUGGCUACAAAGUGUCAACUGCUACAAUAAAAACAAUAGGAUUUCAGUGCUAAAUGGCAGGAAAUAGUCAACAUCAAAAGAGUAUUUAUUUUUAAUGUUAGUAUUUCAUUGUAAUGCUUGUUUUUUAUGUUUAAGUCGUAGACCCGUUUUUUUUAUAAAACUCUAUACUAGUU
Messenger RNA from Betta splendens (Siamese fighting fish), 1863 nucleotides. It is a transcript of the gene fktn, whose product is annotated as fukutin. The record is from RefSeq and is a predicted model, not a curated record. Gene Ontology annotation, cellular component: Golgi membrane. NCBI's taxonomy places the organism in Eukaryota, Metazoa, Chordata, Actinopteri, Anabantiformes, Osphronemidae. The transcript has 10 exons. Bases 228 to 1634 code for a protein of 468 amino acids.